GUACUGAAUUGGUAUAUAAGAUUAAUUUUCGUUGCCCUACGUAUGCCCCAAUUUGUACUAACAGAAUACUUUUUCUUUAAUCGAGUUUAAUUGUAGGGAUCUGAUUAUUUCUUUGGGAUAUAAAUAAAUUUUUUUGAUCGUCAUCCAAAUCCAAAAUUACUAUGGCAUUAAAGCGUAUACACAAGGAGCUUGCCGAUCUGACCAAAGAUCCACCUACAAAUUGCAGUGCUGGCCCUGUGGGAGAUGAUAUGUUUCAUUGGCAAGCAACUAUAAUGGGCCCACAUAACAGCCUUUACCAAAACGGCGUCUAUUUUUUAAACAUUCAUUUCCCUAGUGACUACCCAUUUAAGCCACCAAAGGUUGCGUUUACUACUAAGGUGUAUCACCCGAACAUAAAUAACAACGGUGCUAUAUGCCUUGACAUUUUAAAGGAUCAGUGGAGUCCUGCCCUUACCAUUUCGAAAGUUUUACUUUCGAUAUCAUCACUCCUCACCGAUCCCAACCCAGAUGAUCCCCUGGUUCCUGAAAUUGCUCAGAUUUAUAAGCAGAAUCGCAAGCUUUACGAGUCUACGGUCAGGGAAUGGGUCCAGAAGUAUGCAACAUAGUAAUAAUACUUUGUAUAAUCUCAUGACG
Messenger RNA from Theileria parva strain Muguga, 633 nucleotides. It is a transcript of the gene ube2d2, whose product is annotated as Ubiquitin-conjugating enzyme E2 D2. Bases 162 to 605 code for a protein of 147 amino acids. Gene Ontology annotation, cellular component: nucleus. NCBI's taxonomy places the organism in Eukaryota, Apicomplexa, Aconoidasida, Piroplasmida, Theileriidae. Gene Ontology annotation, molecular function: ubiquitin conjugating enzyme activity. The transcript is spliced from 5 exons. The record is from RefSeq and is a predicted model, not a curated record. Gene Ontology annotation, biological process: protein polyubiquitination.